GUAGCCACGUCAAAUUCACUAUCGCUGCUCUCGGAUAUCAAUUUUUCGGUGCCAGCAAGCACAUCAACGACGAGUUUUGCUCACCCAGCGGAAGUCCCACUAGCAGUACAGCUUCCAGCUUCAUACACAAAUCCCGCACUGAGCAACAGCAGCAGCGAAAGUGGUACCUUAAAAGCCAACAACAGUUCAUAUGAACCAACAAAAACAGGUGCGGAUGUUUAUGCUGCAAUGAAAUCAAUAUCGAAUUUAGAAAACAAUCGUGAAGAUGAGGAGUGCCUUCGUGUAUGGCAGCGUUGCAUCGAGGAGGCGCAUAAAUUAUUGCAUGAUGCCGAUUUACUGCUUCCUGCGACAGCCGCUUCAACAACAGUUGCCGAGAUAGCGCAGACCAAACGUGGUGCCCGGUAUUUGAAAGCACUUUCUGAAAUACAUGCUGUGGUAAGUUUUAAUCAUUGGGAUGAAAAAAUUUGCGCAACAUGCAGAAAUUUUUGUUCGUUAAAGAAUUAA
Gongylonema pulchrum is the source of this 504-nucleotide messenger RNA. The record is from the annotation of a GenBank genome assembly. Lineage: Eukaryota; Metazoa; Nematoda; Chromadorea; Rhabditida; Gongylonematidae.